This is a messenger RNA of Bactrocera tryoni, 2702 nucleotides long. Its product is annotated as sodium/bile acid cotransporter-like. Gene Ontology annotation, cellular component: membrane. The record is from RefSeq and is a predicted model, not a curated record. The coding region runs from base 579 to 1982 and encodes 467 amino acids. The transcript is spliced from 3 exons. Lineage: Eukaryota; Metazoa; Arthropoda; Insecta; Diptera; Tephritidae.
CAUUGAUUUUUUUCGUAAUGGAUAAAAUUGUGAAAAUUAUUGCAUAACAAGUAAACUUUAAUAUGAAAGAUGAACAAAAUAAGUCUAAAUUUUUGAUACAGCGCUGUCCAAUAAAAAAGGGACACGUUGAAGUGAAAUCAAAUUUGCAAAAUCAUGCUGAUAAAAAACUGAACUCUAAUAUCCAGGAAAAAUUCAAAACAGAGUGCUAUAAAUAUUUGAAUACAACCAAAGUGCGCGUAUAACGGUAAAUGUAUUUGUGAGUGUUUAUAAACUAAGAGCCAAAUGGUAGCUGGUAAAUCGGCAAUGCUGUCGGUAAAAGUUAUCGGAAAAAGUUAAACCACAAUAAUGAUUAAAUAAUCCACACAUACAUACAUACAAUCACAUACAAGAAGGUGGUUGUGGUCGGCGUGCCGACUACAAGAAUCAACGGUACUAUAAUUUGAACUGAUCAAUUAACAGGUUAUUCCAUAAGCGAUCUUGCGACGGUGAGCACUUGCAUCGCGCUUGCUGCGUUGGCGUACACGCGAAAAACCGAAAUUAUUUAUGAAAAACAACAACAACAACAAAUAAAAGUGAAAAUGCACUACGGGCCGGGUUACGUGGUGUUGGCCAUAAUCAGCGCGGCGCAUAUUGUCAGCGGCGCGGUGAACACAGUUGAUACAGAUCACUUGCAGCCGCCACUUUGGACUGUGCAAUUUGAAUACGAACAGUUAAAUAUGACAAUGCGACAUGCGCAAAAAGUUUCGUUCGUUAUCACGGCCGUUGAACCGGCUUUGGGUAGUGAUUUCGAAUUUCGUAUGUUGAAUGAUAAUGGCGAUGUAGCGUAUAUAGACGAAGUGACGACGGUGUUAAGCAAUGCGAAAGGCGUUGCAAAGGUCAAAGGUAAUUUCACUUUGCAUGCGACGCUGUUGGGUUAUACGCACGUUUAUGUGGAGCUGCAACGCGCUGGCUAUGAAACGCAACGCUCAGCGGAGGUUUUGAGAGUUAUUGUGACACGUUCCUUGAAUUUGGCCGAUAUCAUAUUCAAUAUUUCGAUUGCCUGCUUUGUGAUGGUGAUUUAUGUGAACUUCGGCGCCGUUUUGGAUUUGGAGGAUCUGAAGCGCAUAGUUAUACGACCGGUUGGACCGGCGAUCGGCUUGUUUUGUCAGUUUUUGGUGAUGCCUGUGCUCAGCUUUGUCAUCGGCUACUUUCUCUUUCGCGAAAUGAUCGAAUUACGCUUGGGCUUGUUCUUUUUGGGCGUAUCGCCGGCGGGCGGUUCGUCGAAUAUAUUCGCGGUGCUGUUGAAUGGUAAUCUCAGCUUGUCCAUCACAAUGACCGCUAUUAGCAAUUUAGCGGCAUUCGGCAUGAUGCCGUUAUGGAUAUUUACAUUGGGCGCUUUGAUAUUUCGCGAUGGUAAUUUUGCGAUUCCCUAUAAAUCGAUAGCCUCGGUCUCUUGCACGUUGGUGGUGCCCAUCGCCAUCGGCAUUAUGCUGCAGAAGUAUGCACCGGAGGUGACUAAAAAGAUGUCCAAGCUGCUCAAACCCAUUUCGUUGGUGCUCAUAUUGGCGAUAACAAUUUUCGGCUGUGUGCUCAAUUCGUAUAUGUGGAAACUGUUCACCACGAAGAUCCUCAUCGGCAGCUGCAUUUUGCCAUGGUUGGGCUAUGUCAUUGGCUGGCUUAUAGCUACAGUUUUGCGUCAGCCACCUAAAGACGCCAUCACCAUUGCCAUUGAGACGGGCAUACAGAAUAUUGGCAUUGCGAUUUUCAUGUUGAACUUCACAUUGCCACAGCCGCAGGCCGAUAUGACGAGUGCAGUGCCAAUGGCCAAUUCUAUGUUGACACCACUGCCUCUGCUAUUAAUCUAUUUUCUGAAAUUGUGCUUUUGUCGCAAGCGUGAGAAAUCAGUGGAUGCCGAAGCAAACGCAAAGGAAGCCAAGGAAAGUGAGUUGGUCACUUUUAUGGAGAAUGGGAUGGAGAAAGCGAAUUCAAAGUAUCCUCAGUGAAUUGUGUCUGUCGUUUGUGAUGAAAUUAAAUUUUAGUUUAAUUCGUUGUUAUUGCCAUUGUCAUUAGCUUAUUGUAAAGUUUUAAAGUUGUUGCAUUUAUUUUUGAAAUGUAAGCACGACGAUGCCACAAAUUUAGAUUUUAAGUAAAAAAAUAAUAAUUUAUAAGAAAUGUAACGCAUUGUUAAUAUUUAUGUACUAUGGAAGUAUAUAAUUAUGAGAAAAAAGGAAGCGUCGGAGUUCGUCGAGCUGAGUCGAUGUAGCUAUCUCCGUCUCUGCUAGUUUUUAAAAUAUCGUUCUAAAAUUUUGUAUUCGUUUUUUUCUGCCCAAGAAGCAUCUCAUUUAUCGGAACAGCCGAUAUCGGACGACUAUAGCAUAUAACUGAACGAUCAAAGUCAAGUUCUUUUAAAGAAAAAUUUUUAUUUGGGGAGAUAUGUAUCUUCACGACGACGACAUGGAUUAUCGUUGUUGUUGUUGUAGCAGCAGAAUUAUGCCAAGUUGACAAUCCUUGGCCGGAUAAAAAUUGUCUAAUCAACGCUAUAAUCUGCGAACAAUUUUUUUAUAUAGAACCACUACAGCAUAUAGGUGCCAUGCAAACUGAACGAUCAAUGUUAACUUUUUUUAUAGACGAGAUAACUGCUUUUAUAGAUGAGAUAACUUCACCAAUUUCUGCAUGGAACCACUACAGCACAAAUAACACAACAAAAAUAACUCAAACUGAAC